UGUCACAUUUAUCUAAAUACAUGGUACCGAGUUAGUUAAUUUUUCUUCUUUACUAUUUAGUGUACUUUAAGUUAUAUUUAAGGAAUAAUUUCAAACGAAGCUCGAGACAUACACGUAUGAAUUCUCGAUACUAUUAUUUGGAAUUGGACGUGGAUCGAUUAGGGAUCUCUGAACAGCCAGCUCUAGCAGCACAGAGCUUGUUGCAACACGCAGGGCGAGAACUGUUUGGUGAAGUGGGGGUCCCCCACGCGGAUGUGUUGCGAGUGGAUGGCUCCCGGGUGCUUGUGCGAGUGCAGUCCCAGUUACUGAGGAAGUUCCGAGCAGCUAUUGCUUUGUCAUCUCAGAGAAUACACGUCUGCAAUCAAGCUCCUUCACUCCAGGCAUUAAUUUGAUUUAUAGAUAAUCAUGUCGGGAAUGCAUCGGGAGGGCGGGGGCGACGGGGCCGGGCGCACGGUGUGGCGCAGCGGCGCGCACACCGUGGUGCUGGGCGCGCGCGAGGAGCUGGCGCGGCCGAGCGCGGUGUCGCUCGCGCCGCCCGAGCCCGCGCCCGGCCUCAUCCUGCCCGACGGCUCCAUCAACUGGGGCUGCCCCUGCCUCGGCGGCAUGGCCACCGGCCCCUGCGGCCCGCAGUUCCGCGACGCCUUUUCUUGCUUCCACUACAGUGAGGCGGAACCGAAGGGCAGCGACUGUUACGAAAAGUUCAGCGUGAUGCAAGAGUGCAUGUCACAGUUUCCCGAGCUGUACGGCAAGGACGAGGACGACGACGAGCUCGCCGCCGCCAUGGAGCAGGCGCGCGACGCGCCCCCCGGCGACGCGCCUCCCCCCGCCGCAGCCGCCGAAGCGCCCCCCCCAGCCCCGUAGCGCGCCACGAGCUAGGAUAGAUAUGAUAGCUGUAAUAAUA
Molecule: messenger RNA, 901 nt
Organism: Zerene cesonia (dogface butterfly)
Lineage: Eukaryota; Metazoa; Arthropoda; Insecta; Lepidoptera; Pieridae
Product: mitochondrial intermembrane space import and assembly protein 40-B
Exons: 4
Coding region: 406-861 (151 amino acids)
Biological process (GO): protein import into mitochondrial intermembrane space
Cellular component (GO): mitochondrial intermembrane space
Molecular function (GO): protein-disulfide reductase activity
Source: RefSeq, a predicted model, not a curated record